Talaromyces amestolkiae is the source of this 2958-nucleotide messenger RNA. RefSeq lists its product as uncharacterized. Gene Ontology annotation, cellular component: 90S preribosome; t-UTP complex; small-subunit processome. Lineage: Eukaryota; Fungi; Ascomycota; Eurotiomycetes; Eurotiales; Trichocomaceae. Gene Ontology annotation, biological process: maturation of SSU-rRNA from tricistronic rRNA transcript (SSU-rRNA, 5.8S rRNA, LSU-rRNA). Gene Ontology annotation, molecular function: protein binding; RNA binding. The coding region runs from base 1 to 2958 and encodes 985 amino acids. The record is from RefSeq and is a predicted model, not a curated record. The transcript is spliced from 3 exons.
AUGGAGCUUCAUCGCUGCCGUUUUGUCCCUUACAACCCCCAGGCUAUUAACGCCCUCGAGUUUUCGCACCCCCCAUCCUCCAAAGCCGCCGGCCAAGGCGCGCAAACUCUUCGUCUCGCCGUCGGUCGCGCAAACGGCGACAUCGAGAUCUGGAACCCGUUGCGCGGUGCCUGGUUUCAGGAAUCGAUUAUUCGUGGCGGUAAAGGGCGGAGUAUUGAGGGGCUUGCCUGGACGCUCGAUCCGUCUGGAGAUUCGCCUGAUGGGAUGAGAACAGCGGGUCGUUUGCGGCUGUUUAGUAUUGGAUAUACGAAUACGGUGACGGAGUGGGAUUUGGAAAAAGGGAAACCCGCGCGGCAUUCGAGUGGGAGUUAUGGAGAGAUUUGGUGUCUAACAGCGCAACCGAGAUGGACUCCUUCAGCUGAGAAAGGUGCUGUUGCUGCUACUCCCGCGGAAGGCGAAUAUACAGGUCAACAUCUGGCGAUUGGAUGCGCGGAUGGAUCGAUUGUGAUUUUGUCUACGGCCGAGAAUGAUUUGAGAUUUGUGCGUCGUUUAAAUGCGUCUGUUACGAAGAAUGUGCGCGUGCUCAGUAUCACGUUCCAAAGCCGACACGUGCUCGCCGCCGGGUAUGCGGAUAGUUCGAUUCGACUGUUUGAUAUUCGGAAUGGACGUCUUUUGCGGACGGUGUCGCUCGGUCGAGGACCCAUCGGAGGACCCAAGGAUAUUCUGGUCUGGAGUGUAAAAUCUCUGCCCGAUGGUACAUUGGUCUCUGGAGAUUCGACAGGCGAAAUCCGAUUCUGGGACCCGAAGAAUUACUCGCUUGUGCAGAGAAUACGGGGCCACCAAGCCGAUGUGCUGGAUGUCGCUGUUAGUAUCGACGGGGAAACGGUCGUUAGUGGUGGAGCAGAUCGACGGACAGUGCUGUAUCGAUUGAAACCGGGCAAGAAGAACGAUAAAUCGCGCCGAUGGGCGGAGGUUAUGCACCGGCGAUAUCAUACGCAUGAUGUCAAGAAGUUUGCUGUUUAUGAGUCGAAGGAUAUGAGUAUUGCGGUUUCCGGAGGACCCGAUGCAUCCCUCGUCGUCUUGCCUCUUCGCGAAUCCGGAAAAGAGCAUCACAGGACACUUUCCAGUCUCCCGCAGAUCUGUCAACUUGCCUCCGGUUCGUCGUCUAGGCUCAUCAUGAGUUUCUGGGAGAGAGAAGUUAGGAUAUACAAAAUCGCGCCUGAAAGCGGAGCAGAUGCAGAGAGUCAGAGGAAUCAAUUAGUUGGCCGAGUGUUGAUUCCUGGCGACGAAAAUAUCACAUCAGCCGCUCUCUCGACCGAUGGUAGUCUUUUGGUGCUGUCUACAAUGACCACGAUCAGAAUGUUCACACUCGCUGAAAAUGAAGACGAAGAUGAAGAAAACACACUACAGGUUACAGACGUGAAACUUUCUCGUCCAAUCGCCGACAACGGAGCCCGUAAUGUCUCUCUGUCGCCGGAUCUUCAAUGGAUGUCAAUCAUUCGACCCGGUAACGAGGUAUAUCUGGCGAAACUGUCCGUUACAGAUACCGAUGCAGGCAAAGAUGUGCAGAUCAACCCUAAGCUUCUGCGUCUACAACGAUCAUCUGGUCGGAUGCAAACGUUACGUGGAAUCAACCAUGGCACACUUGGCGAGUACGACCGAACCAUUCGCACAGUCACGUUCAGCAGUGACAGCAAACUCUUCGCAGUCGGCGAUUUGGCAGGUUUUGUCGAUUCUUGGGCCCUCGAAGACGUCUCAGAUCAACCCACCAAGAAGAUAGCUAAUGGAAACACCUCAUCCGACGACGAGUCCUCUGAUGAUUACGACGACGAUGACAACGUCGAAAAGAUACUUGACGGCCAACGCUGGAAACUCCUCAGUGCAAUCCCCUGUCUCCACUCCGGCGUCAUUUUCAUGUCCUUCCGACCAUCCACAAACUCCACCACAGAAGACCGCCUACUCCUUCUCACAAGCAAACACCAAUUAACAGAAUACGAAGUACUUUCUGGCAAGUUUUCUGAGUGGUCUCAACGGAACCCCAAAUCGUGCCUGCCCGAGGAGUUUACUGGUCUCAAAGACCGCGCAAUUGGCGGUGUUUGUGAUAUGUUCCAGGGAAUGCCGAAAUUGUUGCUUUAUGGGCCAUCGUGGAUGUGGAUGUUUGACCUCACACAUGAUUUCCCGUCGCAGUCUGUUGAUGCUAACGAUAUCAAGAGAGACGCACCAGCGGGAGCAGCGGCCGGAGGAAUGUCAGAUGCGGCUUUGGCCAUUGAACUUGUGCAGGCAGCAAUGGGCAAACGGAAGCGUGAAAAUGACAACGACAACGAGCAUGAAGACGUGGACAGAGACGACCUCGACGCCAAUGGCGAUGAAAACGAGCACUGGCGUAGGAAAUACAACAGCGGAGCAGGAGAUCUGAUCCCCAAGUCCCAAGCAAUGGUGUCCAUGGGCACGAAAAUGCGCAAAAUCGCUGCAGACCGUAAACAGCAGUGGAUUGACGUUGAGAAACAUCGUCUCCAUCAAAACCAAGACGAUGAGGCGGAAGAUGGAGAUAGCCACCCGUUCCAUGUGAACGGAGAACCGGAUUUCGCGCGUCUUCGUCGCCAGAUCGCCAACGAACCUACCACCACCUCGACAGACACACCAAAGAAAUCGACAAAUGGCACAAUAUUCAACUCACCGGCUACGAACGGCGCCUCCUUCGCAGUCGUUAUAAACCAACAAAACCCUAAACAACAACUUGCGCAUCAAGCGGACUCAAAACCAACGACCAUAUUCUGGCACUCGUACAAAUUCAGAGAUAUCCUUGGUGUGUUACCGCUUGGCUCUGCUUCUCAUUUUGAUGUCGUUUCGUCAUCGUCAGCAGCGACAACUACACAGAAAAGCGUGGAGUUGGCGGUUAUUGAGAGGCCGAUGUGGGAUAUGGACUUGGGUGAGAGAUAUGUCAAGGAUUAUGAAUAG